AUGGUGGGGACUCGUUGCAACCUCCACCGACUGUUUAUAGCGUUGCUCCUGAUCUCAUCGCUGUCCUUGGUAUUCCUGUUCAACCUCUAUGACCUCGUCCUCGAGGUGAGCCAAGGCCCGAACCUCCAACGCAGCAACACGGGAGGUCAAGAUGAUAGCGAGAACGAGGCUGCAAAGGAAUCCCUUUCAGGCGCAGAGGAGGCCCUCAUGGGGGCGUACAGUGGAAAGGACAAUAAGCCUGGACGAACCCAGGGGCAGGGGGAGGUAAAAGCACAGGUCCUGCAGCCUCCGAAACCACAGGCGAAAGUCUUAGAACCACUGCAGUCACAAGCACAAGUUCCCUCGCCUCCAGAUCCUCCUCCUCCGAUGCCAAUGAACGCUCCGGAGCCUCCAAAAGGCAAACCAGAACCCCCAAUGACGUCAGAGAAAACCCUCGAGCCUCCAGGUCCGACAGAGAAAAGUUCCGAAAGGCCAUCGAAGCCCACAGCACUCGGAGCCCGGCAGACGAGCGCCCCCGAGCCAGUCACGUCGGAGCCGAAAGCCGUACCGGAGUGGGUUAAUAAGUCUGCCAACUGUCUUCCUCUGCCUGGGAAGUUCCACGUGGAUCCGAUCCCUCAGGAAGUUAUAUGA
Molecule: messenger RNA, 630 nt
Organism: Penaeus chinensis
Lineage: Eukaryota; Metazoa; Arthropoda; Malacostraca; Decapoda; Penaeidae
Product: basic salivary proline-rich protein 1-like
Exons: 2
Coding region: 1-630 (209 amino acids)
Source: RefSeq, a predicted model, not a curated record